AUGCCAGAAAAGAUCUUCUCAUGUGCAAAAUUCAAUCUUGACGCUCUGCUAUCCCUCGCCAGAGGAAUUCGGGGUCGAGCAUGCACCUGCAACGUAUCUGCCGCCCCGAAAACGGGAAGCAUGAACUGGGCCAUCUUCAUCUCCUUUGACGAUGGGCUUGACUGGGUCUUUCGCUCCCCGCGCAGUGGUCACCAUGCUAUCGUCUCAGACGAGUCUGCACAGAAAAUGCUUCUCAGUGAAGUUGCGACGCUGAAGUUUCAGAAGAAACAUACGUCGGUCCCUAUUCCGGAAGUGUUCUCCUUCAGUGGAUCGUAUGAUAAUCCUGUUGGAGUGCCAUAUAUUCUUAUGAGCAAAGCAACUGGGCGCCCGUUAUCUGAUUAUGACUGGACCGAAAUUUCGCGCCGAACACCAGGAUACCCACAACUUCGCCCACUCCUACCGCUGCCAGAUGGAAUAAGAGAAAAGGUUAUGAGGCAGCUAGGAACUAUUAUGGCACAACUAUCAACACUUCGUUUUGAUAAGAUCGGGUCUUUAUUUGAAGAUUGCAACGGCAAUUAUGUGGUCGGCGAGUGCCUCUCGCCGACACUUCUCUGGCAAGAGAGAGACUCACUCGACGGCAUAGAGCGUGGUCCUUUCCUGCAGGAGAGCCAAUAUUUAGAGUCUCUCGUUACGGCCUUUAUAUCCCAUGCCAUAGAGCUUCCGCUUUCGCCCCAUGCCUUUUUUGCACCAAUUCCUGAUUACUCCGAAUAUUCAAGCUGGUCGAGCUACAGAGCGGCCGUAAGCCGUUGGAACGACUAUGUCGCGAUUGGUGCCAAAAUUGAAAACAGCAAGAAUCGCCUAUCCUACUGUCUCGCUGGUCAGGUGCUACAGCAGAUGAUCCCACAUCUCUCUACAUCAAAUGGACAGUAUACAUUGUCUCAUCCCGAUCUUCAUCUCGGUAACAUAUUUGUCGACGAGAACUUCGACAUCGCGUGUCUGAUAGACUGGGGCUCUGCAUCGACUGGCCCCGUCACCGAACUCCUUGCUACGCCAGGUCUUGGAACCUCAAUCUCCGAACCUCCAGAACAGCUAAUCACCGCUUUUAGGUCUGGGUUCAGUCCAGAGCAUAUACCACCAGGAUCCUGGGAGAAAGCAAGCAUGAUGUGGUACUUCUCACGGCUGGUUCGCUUGCUGUCUACACAAGACUACAAUAUAUUUCAAGCCCUUUACAAGCUUGUCUAUUGCACAGACGGCAAGGAGCCAGACAUCCCAGGGCUUUUCCAUGAACUGGCAGCGGAAGAGAAGAAUCAACGUCUCUUCGCGAUGUUGCGCGUUGAUGAUUACACGAUGUCGGAAUUGGAGCAGGAAGAGGCCGCUGCAUUUGGUAAUUCUAGGGCUAAUAAAAGCGAUAGCCGUGCAGUUUCGAGGAAACUCACGGUAAUGUGCGAAAUAAACCACAGCUUUCUCGCAAGCUCGAAAUUAUGGCGGUGGGUUGAGCAAGCAUUGGAGCCAACUGGCUCCACAUGA
Metarhizium album ARSEF 1941 is the source of this 1506-nucleotide messenger RNA. Its product is annotated as Protein kinase-like domain protein. The coding region runs from base 1 to 1506 and encodes 501 amino acids. The transcript has 2 exons. The record is from RefSeq and is a predicted model, not a curated record. Lineage: Eukaryota; Fungi; Ascomycota; Sordariomycetes; Hypocreales; Clavicipitaceae.